AGUGGCAUGACUGUCAAAUGUCAGAAGAUUUGACAUUUUCAGGUUGGCACCACAGUUUCAAUGGUACACUUUGUACGUAUUGAAAUUGUCAGUUGAACCGCUAAACACCAAUAACUGUAACAAUUUCAACUAAACAUCUUAUUGGAACCAAAUUUUAGCAUUUUUAUUUAGCAUCUCGCAUUGAAACACUGUUUUAUCAUUGACCCCUGUUUGCAGUACAUGUUCAUUGAAGUUUUUUUUUUGAAUUGAUUUUUGUUUAUUCGUGAAUCGUCGUCGUCAUUCAAUCAAUUUUUAAAUAUUGAUCUGAAAAAAAAAUUGUAUUUUAUCCACGUGCCAAAUUCAAUGUAGAAUGCCGAAAUGUCGGCUGUCAUUUUGUAUAUAGUUCAGAGGGUCAUUUUCCCGAUUUUGUUCACAUUUUGUAUUGUCUCUCGACCAACCAUUUUGUCAAUACCAUAUUUGCUGUUUUUGUUCUAUGCACCGUAUUUGCCAUUUUCAACCAAGAAGCCGGCUCACAGUCACACCAGAUGGUUUUUCAAGUGCGUCAUCGGCAAAUCGGCCAUCAUUGUGUUGGUGCAAAUUGGUUUGCAACUCACACUGUACGCAAAGGAUCAGAAUUCAUUGCGCUCAUUGGUAUUUUUUGGUCAGCAUCUCCACAACAUCGGCGUGACGGAGCUGUACAACGCAGACACCCAAUCGUUCUGUUGGAGCUUCUUGAUUGAUGUGUUCUUGUGCAUGGCAGGUGUCAUUGCAUUGAUCGUUUACAAUAAAAUCUCAACGAUGCGCCGAAGCAGCAGCAUUGAAGAUUCACUCAUCAUCAACAACAUUUUUGGCCGAAACAAGUACCUGAAAUCAAAAAGCUAUGCCAUUUUGAAGGGAAUAGGGAUAUUCUUUGUGAUGUCAACAUUGUUAUUCUCGUCCAUACUACAGCCAUCGAUACCGAGUUCAUUGUAUUUCGUGGCAUUUGUGCUGCUAACCACAUUUUGGGCUAUGAACAAAUCAGUCUAUCAUAGUUUCGUCAUAAUCUGUCGUAUACUUUGUAUCGUUUUGAUCGUGCAUCUCAGCACAAUAUUUGCAUUUCAAUCGGCUUGGAUUGAGAAACAUAUCAAUAGGAAUAGCAUAGCUUUUCGGUACUUUGGGCUGAAGUCACUCAUCAGACCGGUUCAAAAUAACUUUGUUCCUGUCAUUGUACUCAAUGAAGUAGAUGCACUCUUAAGUCCAAUCGCACUGUUGCUAUGUUACUACAGUUCAGUCAUUUUUCUCCAAGAUAUCCACAAAAAGAAGGAGAAACUUUCAUGUUUAUAUCGAUUGGCUGAUAAUCCACCCAAAUCCAUUGAAGAAGAGCCAGAACUCUCAAGAAUACCCAAUUUGACGAAAUCGUUCAUAAGCCGAGUCUAUGGAUUCAUGUGCCGGCACAACAACAUUGGAUCAAAUUUGAUGAUGAUGUUAUGGAGCAUAGUGUUCCGGAGCUAUUUAUCGAUAGUGUUUCUAUUCGUGGUGAGCGUUCUGUGGACGUUACCAAUUGCACGAAAAUCCGUACUUCUUAUCAAUUUGUUCGUCGUAUUCUAUGCCGAUUUAUUGUUAGUUUGCCAAUAUUUUUAUUGCAUAAUUCUAACGGCAGACGAGCUGCCGUUUAGCGACCAGGCCACAUUUUCAAUGUUGGCCCAAAUCGGUGUCGUUCGAUACGAAAUAUUCCCAUGCGUGCCGCUGUUGUUCAAAGCAAUUUGCACAAUAACAUUCUGUUUCACACUGCGUCGAGAGCACGUUGCGUCAAGAGACGCGGAGCAAAAAAGAGCAUCGGCCCGUUAUUCAUUCCAGAUUAGUUCUGAAAAGAAAGACACGAUUUGGAAGUGUUUCGACUUUGGUGUAAAUGGUUUGUCGCAAAUUUGGGUGCUAAUGAUUUUGGUCACAAUGUUCAUUUACGCAAUCUACGGCUAUGAAGUGAAUUUCAUGAAAUUGAGUUACAUGAUCUACGUUCUGGUCUUUGUCAUAUCGUAUCAAUUGUCAUUAUGCGCCUGGAGACGAAUGACUUAUGCACUGUGGAUGCUAGUGAUCAUUUCAUCGAUGGUCAAUUUGAUGCUGAUCUACACAUACCAGUUUGAAAAGUUUGAACUGUGGGAAAACUAUUUGGGCAUCAAUAAGCAUAUGCAAAACAUCAUUGGUCUUCGUCGAUAUGAAACCAAAGAUCUACUCAUUCAACUAAUUUACUUCACAUUUUUGGUCGUGAUCACUGCCAUUCAACUGUUGAUAUUCCAUGACAAAUACACACAACAAUUUGUAUGGAAGAAGACAGACUCAUGCAAUAACGUCAGGAAACAGAGAGCUGCUGAUGGACAGAACGGCGCCGAAAAUGCUGAACCUUCCGAUAAAUCCUAUCUGGAGAAGGUCAUUCUAGGCAUUAGCUCAGUCGUCGAUAUGAACACGAAAGCCAUGGGUUGGAUGUGUCGCUUCUUAGAGCUCCAAUUAUUUAAAGUGAUUUUGAUCUUGGGAUUUAUCAUGAGCAUUAGCGAGAUUUCAUCGUUUAACCUGCUGCUAAAUGUUCUGGUGAUUUUAGCAUGUUUGUGUGAGAAUUAUACCACAAGAUUGAGCUGCGGAAUCAUCUCAUUAGUUGCUGGUGUUAUUGUUAUUUUGAAAAUGCUGUAUCAGCUAUUCAAAGUUCCACAAGAAUUUCUCGAUUUGUUUUGUUUCACCGAUGCAAAUACAAACAUACCUAUAGUAUCGCUAACAAUGUGUGAUACGAAUAAUACGGCUCAAUGGAUAGGCAUUCAAAAGCUGAAUAAUGAGGAGAAUCUGCUUCAGUUCCUCGGACCGUAUUUGAUAUUUCUGGCCGCAUCAACGGUAUUCACAUCCAUUUUGUACCAUCAAAAACGGAAACGAUUCCAAAGAGGCGACCCAUCAAAAAAGCCGAAGGUUCUGUUUGAGAAUGUAACACGCGAGGAUGCAGACAAGAGUGUCAGCCUUCUGAUCAAAUACCUAUUCAAUUAUGGAUUUUACAAAUUUGGCAUCGAAUCGACGCUCAUAAUGCUGGUCUCGUUGAUUAGCUUCCGAAAAGAUACCAUGUCAAUUGUGUACAUUAUUUGGCUAUGUGCAAUUUGCGGAGUGCGACGCAGAACAAAACAGUUCAUUUGGCCGAUAUUUCAGUAUUUUGUAACGAUAGCAACCAUCGUACAGUAUGGAAUCAUGCUCAACUUGCCAUCGUUUUUGUAUUCAAAUUUUCAAUGGGAAUUUCAUCUAAUACAGCGCUUAGAAGCGUUUGUUUCAAUAAAAAAUCAUCCGUCGAAGCUAUUGUGCGACUUUCUUUUGUUGAUGUGUAUUUGUCGUCAGCAAAACGUUUUCCGCAUCGAAAGAAAGAACGGAAGUCGAAAGUAUCCAGGAGGAAGCAACGAAUCAUCAGUGGAUGAUGUUGGCAAUAUCAUCGCUGGCCAACUUCCAAUAAAAACGCACGAUUUUCUGUACCCGACGAAUUGGCUUGACAUUUUGAAAUGCGUCCUGUACUUCAGCUCAUUUUGGGUCACGCUGUCAGUUGUUUUGCUAACUGGUACGAACAACAUCAGCGUCUUCUCGCUCGGAUAUUUGGUUUCAUCAUUUCUAUUCUGUUACAUCGGAACAAAUUUCUACAUGAAGCCAAUUCGAACGAUUUUGCGAUGGUGGAAUACGCUGAUUGUAUUCAAUGUCUUUGUUAUCAUAGUCAAGUCGGUGAUAAACUUGCGGCUUAUAAUCGAUGGAACAUUUCUGUCGCAUCAAAUGGUUGCAUCAGUGCAUGAAUUUUUGAAUGAGGAAAAGCAAUCGAUUAAGCCGUUGGAUUCGAGCUACGAUUGCCUAUGCUUUGCAUUUCUCAUAUUUCAACUCCGCAUUUUCAAAAGCUUCGACUUUUGCCACAUCAUCAACGAAAGCAAAGCAACAUUUGUUUGCGAUUCGAGAGGAACCAAACUAUUGGCCGAUCGUAUGCAUGAAAUGCACUCCACUCAAAUGGAGCGGGAAAGAGAAACGCUGGAGAAAAUAAAACAGAAAGUAGAACGCAUAAAGGUCAACCAACAGAAGUUUGAGCCAAACCUCAUACCAGCGAAAACUCAUCACGAAGCCGUUCGAUACAAUGGAAAGUAUUUGUACGAGGAAUUAGUCGAAAAGAGCGAAUUCAAUCCACGGCAAAAUGAAUCUAGCGUCGAGAGUGAAGAAUCAUUUCUGCUUCGGAAUCACAGUCGUUUCGAAUGUACUAUGAAGGAUUCGAAUACGUCAAAUCGAAACGGAAGCCGCUUCAUAGCAAACGAAUCAAAAGCAGAAAACGAUGAUCGUGUAUCACAAAAUAACUACGUUAUAUCAAUCUUGCGCGAUUUACUGAUCUCGAUUACGCUGUAUUUGUACAAAUUUUCACGGAACUAUCGCUUUGUUCAUGAGAUUCUAACCAAGGAGAAAAAACUGUUGAAGCUUAAAGCGUGUGGUUUCAGCUCAGAAACCAAUUUUUGCAGUGACCAAGAAGGAAUGUCUGAAGAACGAACCUACUUUUUCUCGCAUCAACACUCGAUUGUGUCAGAGUUUUGCCAAGCAUUGUGGUUUGCAUUAAUUGCCAACACCGAUGUCAUCUGCUAUUUGUUUAUUUUCUUAAACACAAUAUUAUCGAUGAGCAUUCUCACACUGCCCAUGUCAUUGUGUGUCUGUCUCUGGGCAACUUUAACCAUUCCACGACCAUCGAAACGCUUUUGGCUCACAGUUAUUGCUUACACCGAGUUCCAGGUCUUUGUACAGUAUUUCCUGCAGAUAAUGUCGCAUUUCCACAAGAUUGAAUUCGCCAGAGCGAGUGCCACAUAUAACCUGAUUUUGUUGCACAUUGUGCUAUUUCAUAGAUCUGUGCUGAAGCACAUGGGGAUUUGGACGUUAACAAAGAAAGUGAACGAGAAUGCUGUGCAUGCGUUGGACUUUCUAAAUGUGCGGUCGUUAAAUUCAACAAUUCGAUGCAAUUCGAUCGUACAAAUGCCAGCUGAUGUGUACACAUUUAUGUUUUUGUGUGAUUUAUUCAAUUUCUUUGUGCUAAUGUUUGGAUUUUCGGCGUUCAGUCAAUCGCCGUACGAUGCCGGUGUUCAGAACUAUUUGGAAGAGGAUCAAAUUCCAUUUCGAUUUCUAUUAACAUUGUUGGUUCAAUUUGUGUUGUUGAUCAUCGAUCGAGCGUUGUACCUGCGGCGAAAUAUGAAGGGAAAAAUUGUUUUUUAUGUGAUCUCGGUGAUAGCCGUUCACAUAUGGCAAUGUCAUUUCAUGCUUGUGUAUUGCGAGAAGCGAUCACACUCGAUCACAUGGCCGCCUAUGCUAUUCUACUACGUCAAAUGCGUUUACUUCCUUCUGUCGGCCUAUCAAAUUCGAUGCGGCUAUCCGAAGCGAGUCUCUGGCAAUUUUGCCAACAAUGGAUUCUCUUUAAUGCACUGGCGAGUGUUUGAAUCUUAUCAAAUGAUACCAUUUUUAUCGGAAGCUCGAACAUUGCUCGAUUGGAUUUGUAUCAAAACAUCGCUCACGCUGUACGAAUGGUUCAAAAUGGAAGACAUUUACUCAGAUCUGUUUACGAUCAAGUGCCAUCGACAAUAUGAAAAAACAGUGCCGCGACCGCGUGGAGUGGUUCGAGGAACAAAGGGCGACUAUAUGAGAGCAGCCGCUUCACUGAUCAUAUUCUUCUGUCUGAUCUGGGGCCCAUGGGCACUGUUCACAUUCGAUCACACCGUUGGCAAGUCAAAUAUUCCAUACGAAGUGAGUGUCUCACUGCAUGUUGGAUCAGCUGAGCCGUUGUAUCGGAUGACGGCACAAACAAGGAAUAUAAACCAAUUCAGCGAAAGUGAUUUUGAUGCGUUAAAAGGCAUUUACGCAAACAACACUGCCGUUCAGUCCAUCAUUUCGAAAUAUGACGAAGAUGACAUUGCAGCCAUUUCAUUGGAUGUUAACUCAAGUUCAUUGUGGCUCAUGUCACCGCCGAGUCUUCAAAAGCUCAAACGUUAUCUUCGCGAGAAUGUUACAAUGAAAUUUCGUUAUUCGAUUUCAAUAUCGAGAUUAUCUCACGAGAAAUCGGACGUGGUCGAAGACAAUCAUGUCUUUGUUAUGCACGAAAAUGAUGCGGCCAGACAGGAAUUGAUUAGAAUCAUUCAGGAAGGUGACCAUAAUCAACGUGUUCACUUGCCCUUUCUGUUUCCGAAGUUUUUGAAGGUAAUGAAUGCAAAAGGUUUGCAGCCGAUUCCACAACUACAAGCCAAUCGCAACUAUCAAAAUGUUACGCUACGUCUGAAUGAGGACAAUGCAAUGCAAUGGUGGGAAUUAGCGGAGGAUUGCAACGAAACUUACUACCAAGAGGUAUUAUCGAAACUCCCAUACGCAGAUUGCUCGGAUAACACCGUGAUGUACACAUUCAACGACAAGCUAUACCCAUCAUCGCUGAGUCCUUACAUCGCCGGCGGAAUCAUUGGGCUUUACUCGACCUACCUACUGUUCUCAUCGAAAUUCUUUCGGCAAUGUUUAGCGAGCAAAGUAACGGAUAUCAUUCAGAAAGAUUUGCCGUACGUUGAUCGAAUAUUACAGCUGUGCUCAGAUAUCUAUUUGGUUCGAGAACAAGGCGAUUUCAAAUUGGAAGAAGAUUUGUACGGUAAACUCAUAUUCCUGUAUCGAUCGCCAGAGACGAUGAUACGAUGGACUCGAUUGCCAGAGCAAGAGACUACCGUAGAUGAUACCAGUGAUAUUGAUGAAUCCGAUGCGGAAAAAGCGCUACGCAAAUCACUUCAUCAUCGAAUCAUUUGAGUAGAUUUUGUUCUGUAAAAAUAUGUGAUUAAUUCGUUAAAUGCCGCCACUUUACCGUGUCAUUUUCAAUACACUUUGUCAUGUUUUUAUUGGUGAUAUAUUUUCAAGAAAAACGGGGUUUUUGCCAGAUAAAUAAAGAAAAUAUGUAUUCAUGGAAAA
Sitodiplosis mosellana (orange wheat blossom midge) is the source of this 6921-nucleotide messenger RNA. Its product is annotated as piezo-type mechanosensitive ion channel component-like. The transcript has 29 exons. Lineage: Eukaryota; Metazoa; Arthropoda; Insecta; Diptera; Cecidomyiidae. Bases 358 to 6762 code for a protein of 2134 amino acids. The record is from RefSeq and is a predicted model, not a curated record.